Messenger RNA from Peniophora sp. CBMAI 1063, 942 nucleotides. The record is from the annotation of a GenBank genome assembly. NCBI's taxonomy places the organism in Eukaryota, Fungi, Basidiomycota, Agaricomycetes, Russulales, Peniophoraceae.
AUGUUUAUCUUCAAGGCCUCGCUGUUUUUGGCUGUCGCGACUAUCGCGGCUCUCCUCUGCGCUCAGCCCGCAGAGGCAGCGAAGGGCCCGAAGAUCACCAACAAGGUCUACUUCGACAUCAAGCAUGGUGACCAGGAUAUGGGCCGCAUUGUGAUUGGUCUCUUCGGUGGUACCGUCCCCAAGACCGUCGAGAACUUCCGUGCUCUGGCAACCGGUGUGAAGAAGGACGGCGAGAAGCUCCCCGAGGGCUUCGGAUACAAGGGCUCGAAGUUCCACCGUGUUAUUAAGCAGUUCAUGAUUCAGGGUGGUGACUUCACUCGUGGUGACGGUACGGGUGGCGAGUCCAUCUACGGUGCCAAGUUCGCCGACGAGAACUUCAAGCUCAAGCACACUGGUCCUGGCUUCCUCUCCAUGGCUAAUGCUGGCAAGAACACCAACGGCUCCCAAUUCUUCAUCACUACCGUUGUCACGAGCUGGCUCGAUGGCAAGCACGUUGUAUUCGGCAAAGUGCUCGAGGGUAUGGACGUUGUCUACGCCAUCGAAAACGUUCCUAAGGGUCGCCAAGAUAAGCCCCUCGAGGAUGUCAUCAUCGUCGAGAGUGGCGAGCUGGAGAUGGAUCUUGAGGUGGAUGAGGAAGGGAACCAGGUUGACUCUCCCGCUGCAGCCCCUGCUGCACCCGUCAAGCCCGUCGAGAACACCCCUGCCGCACCUGCGGCGGACCUUGAGAAGCCCGUUGAGGAGGCCGCUGCCGCCUCUGAGAUCGACGAGGUCGUACGCCCCACGAGUGGCUCGACGAUUAUCUUCGGCGGCAUCUUUGUGCUUGUCGCCGGUGGCGUAAUCUUCUACGCCAUGGGUGGUGCGCGUGUCGUGCGCAGGCUGCUCGCCACCCAUCUGGGAGUUGGGAAGUCCAGCUACCGCAAACUUGCUUCGGAGGAGCCAUAG